CCACAUUAUUCCGCAUUGUUUACCUUGCUGCGAAAACUUUUUAGCGCAAUUAUAAUAAUUGUAAUAAAUAAAACUAAACAAAUCUCAUAUUAAUAUGACUGCCGUUCCUCCGCCCUCUAACAUCUCUACAUUGAUGCCAUUGGAAUUGGUGGACAAAUGCAUUGGCUCCAGGAUCCAUAUUAUCAUGAAGAACGACAAGGAGAUGGUAGGCACUCUUCUAGGAUUCGAUGACUUUGUAAAUAUGUUGUUAGACGAUGUUACGGAGUAUGAAAAUACUCCAGAUGGGCGCCGCAUUACCAAACUGGAUCAGAUUCUUCUUAAUGGAAACAACAUUACAAUGUUGGUGCCUGGUGGCGAGCUGGCGGAGUAGCAAGGUUCCAUUUGUAAACAUAAAUACACUUUUAAAAUAACAAAA
Drosophila eugracilis is the source of this 415-nucleotide messenger RNA. RefSeq names its product U6 snRNA-associated Sm-like protein LSm5. NCBI's taxonomy places the organism in Eukaryota, Metazoa, Arthropoda, Insecta, Diptera, Drosophilidae. Gene Ontology annotation, biological process: mRNA splicing, via spliceosome. Gene Ontology annotation, cellular component: U4/U6 x U5 tri-snRNP complex; U6 snRNP; Lsm1-7-Pat1 complex. Gene Ontology annotation, molecular function: RNA binding. Bases 95 to 370 code for a protein of 91 amino acids. The record is from RefSeq and is a predicted model, not a curated record. The transcript has 3 exons.